This is a messenger RNA of Podarcis lilfordi (Lilford's wall lizard), 9760 nucleotides long. The record is from the annotation of a GenBank genome assembly. Lineage: Eukaryota; Metazoa; Chordata; Lepidosauria; Squamata; Lacertidae.
AUGGAGGAGAAUCGUGGGAUCUUGGACUCUCUCGGUAAGGCUCCCUAUUGGAUCAUCCUAUCUGUUUUGUAAUUCAAGACAUCUCUCUAGAUGAUGAACCUCUGAUAUUUCGAUGGGGCUCAACAGCGCCACCCACAGCACCUGGGAUGUUAACACUCCCACAGCAAACCUUGGAUGGAUGGCUAUUGAUUGUUUUCCCUGUGAAUAUUCUUCCUCCAGUUCUGCCGUUUAAAACCAUGAUCAGGCUGUCUGAACUGCCCAGGCCUUCUUAAAUGUAGGAUUCAUAGUGAUUUGAGGUGUUGAAGUAGCUUCAGUCACGUUUCCUGCUUUUGUUCUUGCUUCUGUCUCUCUCUGGUUGACCAAAGAGUCGCUUGACAUUGGAGAUGGCACAGAUUCCACGACUGAACCAAACAAACUCCAUCUCAAAACAGAGCCAGGGCUUUUGAACCUCUGACUGUGAACCCUGUAGUAACAAUAAUGAUUAUUUUAUUAUUUUUGUCCUUCCCAUCUGAUUGGAUUGCCCCAGCCACUCUGAGCAACUUCCAACAAAUAUAAAAGCAUAAUAAAACAUCAAACAUUAAAAACUUCCCAAUACUGAGGUGCCUUCAGAAGUCCUCUAACAGGGGACUUCCGGGGUGGCGCCAUCGGUAAUGGUGGAUUCCCUCUGACUCGGAGGGGACCGGCUCUGCGGGAAUCGGGUCUGUACCGCUACGGCGAAGCGGGGACCCUUCAAAAAUCACAGGCGGGUGAAGCCUGUGACCGUGGGACUCGGCGGGCACCUUUUGCGCCCCCCCAAUUUCCAAAGGAGCCCGAUUACGGGUUCCGGAGUGAAGCGGGGAAGCGGCGCAGUGCUGUGAGUCAACUGCUUCUUCCGUGGAGCGAAGCCGCACAGCCGUUGCCGGAGAGCGCUACCUUUUUCCUGUGACAAUUUGGCUACAAAACAACGAUCUGUGAGUAGGUUAAUUUGGGAAAUAAAGGAGAAAAAAAGAAGUAAUUGCAUACCGAAGCGGAGAGGCAUAAACAGGAAGUCUGCCUUCCGUUCUUUGUAAAUAGAGUAAAGCAAUGAACUUGUAAGCUAAAACCUUGAAAGACGCUUGAAAAGGACUAUAAUUCUAUCAUCAAAAACAAGCAAUUUCCCCCCUUGAUUGCAGGAGAGGAGGGGGGAAAUAUCUGAACUGUAUUUUCCUGUAAAAAGAGAGAAAAGGAAGCUAAAAUCAACUGCUUAAAACCUGGGAACGGGCUGCCAAUGAACAAUAAGAAUGCCGUACUGUGAAAUGCGCUGUUGGUGAAAGUACUUUUUGACAGCUAACUCUGCAAGUGUGAUACAAGUGAGAUACAAUAUUUUUGGCUGGCUUCUCCUGGUUUCAAAGUAACUGGAAAAUAACUGAAAUUGAAACUGUCGUCUAUUUUGUGAACUGGGGGAUUAAAAGAAAAAAGGUUAUUUAUUUUAAGGUAACAACUGCUGCCUGUUACUGUGUCCCCCUAGAGGAAGUUUGAGAUUGUUACAAUAACAACUGGGCCAGGGGAAUUUUCCACUUCAUAACAAACUCUGAUCGUGGGACUGACCUUGGGCCUUAUCUAGACUGUUAUGGCAAAUGGAAAAGAGAAAAUAGAUUUGCUUCAGGAAAAAACAACGAGGUCUGGCAGAUUGUUUCGCACAGACGUUGGGCUGCAGUGAAGAGCAUCAACAUCUGGCCCUUCUGGCUUACCAACAGGGGCUGCAUUGGUACAAUCUAAACCCAAAGGAAUGGCAUCCGAAGAUGUUUUAGCUCAGGCACUAGGUAAAAUUAAUGAAUCUCUGGAAAAACUAAGUAAACAAGUAGCUGAAGCAUUAGUUAAAAUUGAUCAAAAUACCACAAGCAUUAACAAUUUGGGACAGAAGGUAAAUACUAACACAGAAACUAUUGAGAAAUUGCUACAGGAAUCUACUUUGACCCGAAAGACAGCUGAAGAAGCAAAGGAAAUAGCAGUUGCUGUAGAAGAGAAGAUACCACCGAUACACAAGCAACUUGAAGACCACAGGUCAAUAUUGUCUAUGAUUGAAUUGAAGGAGAAGCAAACGAAUUUGAGGAUCAGGGCCGUACCUGAACUUGAGAAAGAUAACUUGACUGACUUUCUUACGCAGGAAUUUGCAGACUUUUGGAACCCAGAUUUGGAGAAGGAUAACUUUAAGGUAGUGAGUGCUUUCAGGCUUGGAAGAGGAGGGAAGAAGAACAGGGUGAGAGACUGUUUGAUCACCCUCCGAACAAAAGAGGAGAGAGACAAAAUCUUGAGUCUGCACUUCCAGAAGACUUUGGAAAUACACCAGUCAAAAGUGGAGAUAUUUAAGGACAUUCCAAAAUAUCUUUUGGACCUUAGGUCCAAUUAUAGAGAUCUGGUUGCCCUGCUGAGAAGCAACAAAAUCAUCUUUAGGUGGGAAUUCCCCCAAGGCCUUUCUUUUAGCUUCAAAGGAAGAAAGAUAAAAAUAAGAUCAGAGGACGACAAAGAAAGAUUUUUGAGAGACCACGGAGAAGACCUGCAGAAAGAAGCUGGAGAAGAGCCAAGAAUACUAGAAAGAGGAAUUUUAGACAUACCAAGACUACCUUUUGAAUUAAGAGACCGCCUGGAGAAGGUGAUACCACCGACAGAACAGGAACAAGCACUUGGAGCAGUUGGAGGAGAAGUAAAGUAACUACAUCAUGGCUCUGCAACUAUUAAGCUGGAAUUGUAAUGGUCUGAACUCCCCUCAGAAAAGGAAAUCUGUGUUUCAUUUAUUAAAAAAGGAACAAUUGGACUUGAUUUGUUUACAGGAAACACAUGUAACAAGGCUACACAGGAAAGUAUUGAUCAAUAAAAGACUGGGCCAGGAAUUUAUUUCUUCGGAUAAAGUUAAAAAAAGAGGAGUAGUGAUUUAUGCAAAGGAGAGACUAUUACUGAAAUUUAUCUUCAAAGAUGACCAAGGAAGAUUUGUGGCAAUUGAAAUUCAAAUACAAGGAGAGAAAUUCUUAAUAGUAGGAGUUUAUGCACCAAACGAGGGGAAAUCUGAAUUCUUUUAAAAGUUGCAUGAGACCUUGAUGGACUAUUUGGACUAUAAUGUGAUUUUGAUGGGCGAUAUGAACGGAGUGGUAUCUACACAUAUGGACAAGGCACAAAGACAGGUAGUCACUAAGGAUGGUAGACUACUGAAAACCUUCUUUGAGAUGACAGACAACUUGGACUUAGUUGAUAUUUGGAGAACAAAAAAUCCCUUGGCCAGAGAGGGAACCUUCUUCUCUGAAGCCAAACUGGCAUGGACAAGAAUUGACCUAAUAUGGGUAACUAGAAGAAUGGCACCAAAGACAAGAAAAGCGGAAAUCUGCCCAAAAACCUGCUCCGACCAUAAUGCUGUUAAGAUGGAAAUGAAACUAACACCAACCGGUUCCUUCAGAUGGAGGAUGAAUGAUACCUUAUUUAGAGAUGAAGAAGUGAUUAAGAAGGCCCAAAAAACCUUGAGAGACUAUUUUGAGAUAAAUAUGAACACCAAUGUUGAAAAAAGAGUAAUCUGGGACGCAAGCAAAGCUGUUAUGAGAGGGUUCUUGAUACAACACAAUGCAUUAAAGAAGAGAAUCCAAAAUGAGAAGAAGGAUAAAAUAUUGGAGAAAAUAAAGGAAAGUGAAAAGAGAUUGAGAGCAAAACCAAAGUCGCAAGAGAUUUUGAGAGAAAUAAAGUUACAUCAAGUACAAUACAUGAAAAUGAUGAAUCAGGAGAUAGAAUGGAAAAUUAAACAAAUGAGACAAAAGACAUUUGAGUCGGCUAAUAAAUGUGGGAAAUUGUUGGCUUGGCAAAUGAAAAAAUGACAAAAAUUAAAUACUGUUACAAAUUUAGAAGUGGAAGGAAGGAACAUACAGAACCCAGCUGAGAUUAGAAAUUGUUUCCAGAGGUACUUUAAACAACUAUAUACACAAGGGCCACAGAAAGAAAUUGACGUAGACCCAUUUUUGAAAACAAAUGGAUUACAAAAAAUCUCUCAAGAAAAUAAAUUAAUGUUGAACUAUAAAAUAACUGAACAGAAGGUAGAAGGUGCCAUUCAGAAUAUGCAACUAGGUAAAUCUCCAGGACCAGAUGGACUGACUUCUAGAUACUACAGAUCUUUAAAAGAAUGGUUAGUACAACCUUUAAAAGAAGUCUGUAACGAAAUAAUGGGUGGGAAAAGGGCACCAGAGUCGUGGAAAGAAGCGUAUAUUACACUUGUACCGAAAACAGAGACUGAAAAGACGCAGUUUAAGAACUACCGCCCCAUAUCACUGCUCAAUGUGGAUUAUAAAAUUCUUGCAGACAUUUUGGCUAAAAGACUAAAAAGAGUGCUAGUGGAAGAGAUACAUAAAGAUCAAGCAGGCUUUCUCCUAGGUAGACAUUUAUCUGAUAAUGUGAGAAACAUAAUCAAUAUUUUAGAAAAAUUACAAGUGAAUAUAAAUACUAAGGCAGUUUUGAUAUUUGUGGACGCGGAGAAAGCUUUUGACAACAUUUCUUGGCGUUUCAUGAAGAAGAACCUACAGGGGAUGGGGAUAGGCCAAGGCUUUGAAAACGGUGUAAGUGCAAUAUAUUCAGAACAAAAGGCUAAAUUAAUUGUAAAUAAUGUGGUGACGGAGGAAUUCAAGAUAGAAAAAGGGACACGACAAGGUUGCCCAAUCUCCCCAUUGCUUUUUAUAUCGGUCCUGGAGGUCCUGCUGAAUAUGAUUAGAAGGGACCAGUUGGUUAAAGGUAUACAAGUCGGAGCUAAACAGUACAAAUUGAGAGCAUUUGCAGAUGACUUAGUAUUGACACUACAGGAGCCAGAAUCUAGUACUAAAAGGGUUUUGGAACUGAUUCAAGAAUUUGGUCAGGUUGCAGGAUUUAAGCUGAAUAAGUUAAAAACAAAGGUCUUAGAGAAAAAUUUAACAGCGAUUGAGAGAGAGAGGUUUCAGAAUGAGACAGGUUUAACAGUGGUUAAGAAAGUGAAAUACCUGGGGAUCAACAUGACAGCUAAAAAUAGGAAUCUAUUUAAAGACAAUUAUGAAAAAUGCUGGGCUGAAGUGAAAAAAGAUUUAGAAAUAUGGUCAAAUUUGAAGCUUUCACUGCUAGGCCGUAUUGCUGCAAUAAAAAUGAAUGUAUUGCCUAGAAUGUUGUUUUUGUUUCAAAUUUUGGACAAAAUGGAUUUCUUCAAGAAGUGGCAGAGAGAUAUCUCUAGAUUUGUCUGGCAGGGCAAGAAGCCCAGAAUAAAAUUUAAAAUACUAACGGAUGCAAAGGAAAGAGGCGGAUUUGCCCUGCCAGACCUUAAACUUUAUUAUGAAUCAGCAGCUUUUUGCUGGCUGAAAGAAUGGCUGCUUCUUGAAAACACAGACAUUUUGGACUUAGAAGGUUUUAAUAAUGUAUUUGGAUGGCAUGCAUAUUUGUGGUAUGAUAAGAUCAAAGCACAUAAAGCAUUUAAAAAUCAUAUUGUCAGGAAAGCAUUGUUUAAUGUCUGGAUAAGAUAUAAGGAUCUAUUGGAAAAUAAAACCCCAAGGUGGCUGUCACCGAUGGAAGCGAAAGCUCAGAAAAAGCUCAAUAUGGAGGCCAAAUGGCCGAAAUAUUGGGAAAUUCUGGAACAAUAGAGAGAUAGAUUGAAACUGCAGAGCUUUGAGAAACUAAAAAACAAAGUGCGAGAUUGGCUUCAUUAUUAUCAGAUAAUGGAGGCAUAUAAUUUGGACAAGAAAAUUGGCUUCCAGGUGGAAAAAUCAAAGUUAGAAACAGAACUGUUAGAACCCAAAACUAAGAUUUUGUCAAAGAUGUAUAACUUGCUGUUGAAAUGGAAUACUCAGGAUGAAACAGUGAAAUCUGCUAUGAUUAAAUGGGCACAAGAUGUUGGACAUAACAUAAUGAUGGCUGACUGGGAACAGUUAUGGACCACAGGUAUGAAGUUUACAGCAUGUAAUGCCUUAAGAGAGAAUAUUAUGAAAAUGAUAUACAGGUGGUACAUGACCCCAGUCAACCUUGCAAAAAUCUAUCAUUUGCCCGAUAAUAAAUGUUGGAAAUGUAAAGAAACUGAAGGUACAUUCUUUCACCUUUGGUGGAUGUGCCCAAGGAUUAAGGCUUUCUGGGAGAUGAUAUAUAAUGAAAUGAAAAAGGUAUUCAAAUAUACCUUCUUGAAGAAACCAGAGGCCUUUCUCCUGGGCAUAGUCGGCCAAUUGGUGCCAAAGAAGGACAGAACUUUCUUUAUGUAUGCCACAAAUGCAGCAAGAAUACUUAUUGCAAAAUAUUGGAAGACAGAAGAUUUACCCACCCUGGAAGAAUGGCAGAUGAAGGUGAUGGACUAUAUGGAAUUGGCGGAAAUGACUGGCAGAAUCCGAGACCAGGGAGAAGAGUCGGUGGAAGAAGAUUGGAAGAAAUUUAAAGACUAUUUACAGAAAUACUGCAAAAUUAAUGAAUGUUAGAAUGAUGUCAGAAUGAAGUUAAGUGGUUUUAGCAGCAAUGUUAUAAAGGUGUAUGUAAAAAUGGAUUGUUAAUAGGUGAGAAUCCAAAGCUAUAAUUUAUUAAGUUAAAAGAUUAAGACAAAAACAAAGAGGGAAAGGAAUUGCUGAAUUAACCAAUUGAACUGGAAUACAAAAAAGGGAGGUGAAAGGAGGUCAGGGAAGCAAGGAAAUGAAAUGUAAGGUAUGGAAAGAUUGAUUUGUUUUUAAGUGUAUUUUAUCUUUUUUCUGUAUUUUGUAUUUUUUCUCUUUUUUAUUUUUUAUUUUGUUUCUUUUCUUUUUAUCUGUGUAAUCUAUUGUUUUUGAAACCUUAAUGAAUAUCAUUUUUUUAAAAAAAAAAACCAACUAUCUAACAAAUCUACUAAGUAGAGGGUUUCCCAAAUUAUAAUAUUCACUCUGAAUCUGUGUUCAAUGAGCUAAUCUAAUUUAAAAAUUAAAGGGAUGAAAUUUAAAAAAAAACAAAAAACAGAAGUCCUCUAACAGUUGCAUCGUUAUUUCCUUGACAUCUGAUGGGAGGGUGUUCCACAGGGUGGGUUCCCCUAUCAAGAAGGCCCCCUGCCUUGUCCCCUGUAAUUUCUCCAUGUCAUGUAACAUUUAAGUAAGGAAACUUGAAUAAUAAUACUAAUGCUGAUAUGACAAGUUUCUGCUGCAAUCUGUGAUGUCGAGAAUUUAAGAAAACAUCCAAAUUGGGGACCGGAGGUGGGCAGGUGUGGAGGACUCCCUGGUCCUGAAUAUGGUAACUGUGCCCCUGAAGGACCAGGUGCGCAGCCUGGGAGUCAUUUUGGAUUUGCAGCUGUCCAUGGAGGUACAGGUCAAUUUGGUGUCCAGGGCAGCUGUCUACCAGCUCCAUCUCGUACGCAGGAUGAGACCCUAUCUGCCCGCAGACUGUCUCGCCAGAGUGGUGCAUGUUCUAGUUAUCUCCCGCUUGGACUAUUGCAAUGUGCUCUAUGUGGGGCUUCCUUUGAAGGUGACCUGGAAACUACCAACUAAUCCAGAAUGCGGCAGCUAGACUGGUGACUGGGAGUGGCCACUGAGACCACAUAACACUAGUCCUGAAAGACCUACAUUGGCUACCAGUACGUUUCCGAGCACAAUUCAAAGUGUUGGUGCUGACUUUUAAAGCCCUAAACGGCCUCGGUCCAGUAUGCCUGAAGGAGCAUCUCCACCUCCAUCGUUCUACCCAGACACUGAGGUCCAGCUCCGAGGGUCUUCUGGCAGUUCCCUCCCUGCAAGAAGUGAGGUUACAGGGAACCAGGCAGAGGGCCUUCUCGGUGGUGGCACCCGCCCUGUGGAAUGCCCUCCCACCAGAUGUCAAAGAGAACAACUACCAGACUUUUAGACGACAUCUGAAGGCAGCCCUGUUUAGGGAAGCUUUUAAUAUGUGAAGGCCUAUUAUAUUUUAAUAUUUUGUUGGAACCCACCCAGAGUGACUCGGAAAACCCAACCAGAUGGGUGGGUUAUAAAUAAUAAUUUUUUAGAAUAUAUAGUAUAUAUUUUAAUUUUGAACAGGGAACUUUCCUUCAUUGGCUACCAUUUAAAUAAUGAUAAAAGCACACUUUAUUUAUGAAUAUAGUACAGGUCCAUAUUUAAGUUUGAACAAAAUGAUGUUACCAAGUCAAGCUGUACAGUUAUCUUUUAAAAACUUAAGAGAGAAAACAUCCAAUAUUCAACUUGAUUUGUUUAUGAAACUACACAUUUUUACAGAACAAAGGAACAUUAUAACAUCUAACUCCUUUCAGUUUUUCCCUGUCAAAACAUUAAUGAGGAUUGCUGCAUAAUUUAGGACUGCAUUUCUUCCCAAGGCUCUAAUAUAAUUCCUGUUUGUUUCAGGUGGUGAUGAAUUGGAAAUGAAGAACAAGGGAGACCACAACAAAAUCCACACAGUGGAGGAUCCAUAUCAGGAUUCAGACUGUGGAGAGGGCUUCAGGCAGAGCUCCCAUUCCACUUCCCAUCAAAGAAAUCCCCUUGAGAAGAAACACUACCACUGCUUGGAAUGUGGAAAGAGCUUCACCAGGAAAGAAAGUUUCACUUCCCAUCAAAGAAUUCAUACAGGGGAGAAACCUUAUCAGUGCUUGGAAUGUGGAAAGAGCUUCAGUCAGUGCUCCCAUCUCAUUGCCCAUCAAAGAAUUCAUACAGGGGAGAAACCCUAUCAAUGCUUAGAAUGUGGAAAGAGCUUCAGUCGAAAGGACAGUUUCACUUGCCACCAAAGAAUUCAUUCAGGGGAGAAACCCUAUCAGUGUUUGGAAUGUGGAAAGAGCUUCACCUGGAAAAUAAGUUUCAUUUCCCAUAAAAGAAUUCAUACAGGAGAAAAACCCUAUCAAUGCUUGGAAUGUGAGAAGAGCUUCAGUCGAAAGGACAAUUUCACUUCCCAUCAAAAAAUCCAUACAGGGGAGAAACCCUAUCAGUGCUUGGAAUGUGGAAAGAGCUUCACCAGGAAAGAAAGUUUCACUGUCCAUCAAAGAAUUCAUACAGGGGAGAAACCUUAUCAGUGCGCGGAAUGUGGAAAGAGCUUCAGUCACAGCUACCAUCUCACUUCUCAUCGUAGACUUCAUACAGGGGAGAAACCUUAUCAGUGUGCGGAAUGUGGAAAGAGUUUCAUUCGAAAGGACAGUUUCACUACCCAUCAAAGAAUUCAUACAGGGGAGAAACCUUAUCAUUGCUUGGAAUGUGGAAAGAGCUUCAGUGAAAGCUCCAGUUUCACUUCCCAUCAAAGAAUUCAUACAGGGGAAAAGCCAUAUCAGUGCUUGGAGUGUGGAAAGAGCUUCACUUGGAAAAAGUGUUUCACUUCCCAUCAAAGAAUUCAUACAGGGGAGAAACCAUAUCAGUGCUUGGAGUGUGGAAAGAGCUUCAGGAAUUGCUCAGAUUGCAAUUCUCAUCGAAGAAUUCAUACAAGGGGGAAACCCUAUCAGUGCUUGGAGUGUGGAAAGAGCUUCAGCUGGAAACAGAGUUUUGCUUCCCAUAAAAAAAUCCAUACAGGGGAGAAACCAUACAAGUGUGUGGAAUGUGGAAAGGGAUUCAUUAACAGUGCCAAACUCACUUCCCAUCAAAGGAUUCAUACAGGGGAGAAACCCUUUAAGUGCUUGGAAUGUGGAAAGAGCUUCACCUGGAAAAUAAGUUUCACUUCCCAUCAAAGAAUUCAUACAGGAGAAAACCCCUUUCAGUGCCUGGAAUGUGGAAAGAGCUUCACCAGGAAAGAAAGUCUCACAGCCCAUCAAAAAAUCCAUACAGGGGAGAAACCCUAUCAGUGCUUGCAAUGUGGAAAGAGCUUCAGUCAAAGCAACAAUCUCAUUUCCCAUCAGAGAAUUCACACAGGGUAG